Molecule: messenger RNA, 1650 nt
Organism: Pochonia chlamydosporia 170
Lineage: Eukaryota; Fungi; Ascomycota; Sordariomycetes; Hypocreales; Clavicipitaceae
Product: lipase, class 3
Exons: 2
Coding region: 1-1650 (549 amino acids)
Biological process (GO): lipid metabolic process
Source: RefSeq, a predicted model, not a curated record
AUGGGCUUCUUCAGCUCCAAGCCAAAGCAGCAAAAGCUGUCCAAGUCCAACCUCAAACCCGCUUCACUGACAUCACCUCCCAACGUCUACACAUCUCCUGCACCUCAACCAAAACCAUCACGAAUCAACAUCCAUCACCCAGCUACUUCGCAACCGCAUUUCAAUCACAGCGCCUCCUCCUAUCAUCUCCCAGCUCCACCAGCUUACACUCCCACGCCGCAAUAUCAAUCCAGCCCACCUCGCCAAGAUGCAUUCAACCUCGGCCGCUUCUCAAACUCCAUGGUCGACCUCGCGCAAGACCUGAUACCUACCAAUACCGCUGCGCUACGUAAACAACUCGCUUCGUCUACAAACGUCGCAUCCGCAGCGUACGAUGAUAUCCGCACCCGCUUCGACAGCGUCAUGACGCUCAUAGAUUGCGAAAGUCUCUCCGGCCACGAGAAGAGUCUCUUCCUGUGUCAAGAGCCCACUCCCCAGAAUAGUCUCGUCCCAUACAACCCCCAACCUCCAAUAGAGCCAGCUGAAAAUACAGACCGGGCACUGGGAUUCGGAAAGAAGCGCUCUGGCGAUCAGAAGAAAAAGGCACAGUCUUCGCAAACAGCCCAUGUCGCGGCGUCAGUUGUAUCCGGAAACUAUUUCUCCAAGGUCGAACUAUACGCCAACUCCAAACUACCCAUGAAUCUACCCCCUCUCCGUCUAUACAUGGCAACAUGGCCGCUCCUCUGCCUAGCUGCCCAAUACUCCCAUAACGUCUACACAACCCCCCAAGCCCACGAACUAAACACCUACAUCCCUUCCUCCCUCCGCAACAACACCAAAGCCAUGCGCAUCAAAUCCGUUUCCAUGGACCACGCACACACCAUUGUCUUUGCCAUUCGCGGCACCGCUUCCUUCUCCGACUGGGCCGUCAACCUCAACAUGGCGCCUUCAGCACCCACAAACUUCCUCGACGACGAGGGCAACUACUGCCACGCGGGCUUCCUCUCCGUGGCUCGCAAAAUGGUCAAACCCGUUGCCGUAAGACUACGACAGCUGCUGGAAGAAGAUCCCGGAAGAGCAGGCUACUCGCUCCUCAUGACGGGCCAUUCUGCCGGCGGCGCAAUAGCAGCCCUGCUGUACAGCCACAUGCUAAGUCGGAUCGACAGCGAAUUGACUCUGCUGGCUGGAUGUUUCAAGCGCAUACACUGCGUCACGUUUGGCGCGCCGCCCAUAAGCCUCCUGCCAUUAGAGACACCGAAGAGGAAGGAACUGAAAAGGAGCCUCUUUCUAAGCUUCAUCAACGAAGGGGACCCUGUGGCCCGCGCAUCAAAGUCCUACGUCCGGUCGCUUAUUGAGCUGCUGACCAACCCGCCACCAAAGUCUGCAUCUUCAAAGGACAGGAAAUACCGUAGACCAGAGUGGAAAGUCCCGCCUUCAACACUCAGCAACGCCGGGAGGAUAGUUGUUCUGCGGACAGGAGAUCCUCAUGCCAUAGCGACGGAUUACAAGACCGUCAGGGAGAGAUUGGAGGAAGGCGUCGUGGCAGUGACGUGUAGGGAGGACCAGUUAAGGGGUGUGAUUUGGGGGGAUCCGGUGGCGCAUAUGAUGAGUUUGUACGCUGGGAGGAUAGAAGUUUUGGCCGUGGGGGCAGUGACGCUGAAGAGGAGGUGA